This is a messenger RNA of Dioscorea cayenensis subsp. rotundata (Guinea yam), 1949 nucleotides long. RefSeq lists its product as uncharacterized. The coding region runs from base 98 to 1342 and encodes 414 amino acids. The record is from RefSeq and is a predicted model, not a curated record. The transcript is spliced from 6 exons. NCBI's taxonomy places the organism in Eukaryota, Viridiplantae, Streptophyta, Magnoliopsida, Dioscoreales, Dioscoreaceae.
CAUCGCCCACCACUUUGUCUUCGCAUCUUGUUCUCAAUUUCUUGGAUUUCUCUCCCGAUUCGCUAGAAUUAGGGUUUCUUCAUCUUGGGUUUCGAGAAUGAUGGGAACCAGCAUCCAGUUCGGCCGCGUCCAUGGUGACGAUCGCUUCUACAACGCCGCCAAGGCCCGCCGCAAUCCCCAUCACUACCCUUUCCGGCCGAGGAGUUCCGCUUCCUCAUCCUCUGGAGCCGGAUCAUCUGCUGCUUCUACUGUAUCGAACGGCCGCGAGCCCGAGAAUCGCACUGGAUCCGAGCCGCAGUCAAAGGCCACGGCAGUGCUAUCUUCUCCAUCGGGCCCGGUUGCCCCCUCGCGCUGUAAUCUCGAUCGGUUUCUCGAAUCCACCGUUCCUUCAGUCCCUGCUCAGUAUCUCUCCAAGACUCGGAUGAGGGGGCGGAGGACGUGCGAUGUGGAAUUUCCCCCGUACUUUGCUUUGGCGGAUUUGUGGGAAUCCUUCAAGGAGUGGAGUGCUUAUGGCGCUGGGGUUCCUUUGCUCUUGAAUGGAAGUGAUUCUGUUGUUCAAUAUUACGUGCCUUAUUUGUCCGGCAUUCAAUUAUACACAGAAUCGAGUAGCCCGGCUGCCAGUUCUAGUCGGCCUGGUGAAGAAAGUGAUGGCGAUAAUUGUAGGGAUUCUAGCAGUGAUGGGAGCAGUGACUAUGAACAUCAAAGGUGUAUGAAAUAUUCAAGGAACUGGAACCAGAAAGACUUUGGAAGUGCCUUUGCAUUCAGAAUGGACAGAGUGUCCAUAAGAGACAACAAUGGAGCCUCACACGAAGAGUUCUCCAGUGAUGAUGGUGAAACUGGAAAUUUUCAAGGUCACCUGCUUUUUGAGUACCUUGAACAUAACCCUCCAUUUACUCGUGAACCUUUGGCUGACAAGAUUUCAGACCUUGCGUGCCGCUGCCCUGAAUUGAAGACUCUUAAAAGCUCUGAUCUUUCACCUGCUAGCUGGAUGUCAGUUGCAUGGUAUCCAAUUUACCGGAUACCCACUGGACCCACUCUGCAGGAUUUGGAUGCGUGCUUUCUCACUUUCCAUUAUUUGUCAACGCCUAUGAAAGCUGUUGGCAAUGCUCCUGGACCUAUUGUGACCCAUCCUCAAGGUGUAGAUGGUGUUCCAAAGAUCUCUCUCCCAUCUUUUGGUCUAUCCUGCUACAAGUUGAAGGGUUCAAUAUGGACUGCUACUGGUGUAUACGAGAGCCAAUUCCCGGACUCCCUGUUCCAAGCAGCUGAUGACUGGCUGAGACGUCGACAAGUGAAUCACCCCGACUACCAAUUCUUUGCUUCUCGUGGUGUGAUUCCCAGAUAAUGAUGAAAGAUCCCUCUAGCUUCAUUUGCUCUGCAAGAGAACCAGCAAAUCAUAGAGUGAGAUUGGUUGAGAUUGGAUGAUUGGCAAUCCAGUGUUUGUUGUCUCCAUUGCUUUGUUUUCCUUAUUAUGUCAUGAAACAAGUCUCAGAAGAACGCUUAAUUUAAGGAAAACUUAGAAAGGGAGGAAACCUUCCCUUGUGAUGGGAAGCAGGACAAAAUAAAUAAAAGCCCCUUGCAUAACUGGAAGAACAGGCAAAAGAAUGGGAGUUGACAUGCAAGAGCUGCUCUGGUUCAGAGAACUCGCCGAAUUCCACAGCAGGAACCUGUUUCUGCUUUCAUUUCUGCACAGCUAUCUGGAUGGACAUUGAGUUUUAUUUUGAUGAUGUCCUGAUAAACUUGUAAUAUUUAUGUCCCACUAUACACUCUACUAAGUGCUGCUGUGGUGUUGUCUAAAACAGUCUACCUGCUAAUGCUGCCUUUUCUAAGCCUCUUGGAUCAGUUUGUUGUAUGCUUGCCUAGUACCAUACUACCAUUAGUCUUAGGUGAGGUUCUUAAGACCUGCAUCAUAUAAAUACUUUUAGAUUUGAGCAACAAUAGCCUGUUUAACA